GAAACCCCAACACACAAGAUUUAGCCAACUCUCUUUUCUCUUUCAUUAACUUUUUGGUUCGACGGUAGGUGAGUUUUCCCAUUUCUCCCUAUAAAAAAGCACCCAGAGCGCCCGCUCCUUUCUGUAUAUCCAUUUCUCAAUCUCAAUUACUACUCCUCUCAUUCAUCUCUUUCAUAACUCCAAUCUCUUUUUUCCUUUUUCAAAUAAUUAUAUCCACCAUUAUGCCGAUCGACACCACCGCAGUUUCCAGUGAUCAAGUUGUUUGCGUCACCGGUGCCGGAGGCUUCAUUGCUUCGUGGCUUGUAAAGCUUCUUCUUGAGAAGGGAUACACUGUUAGGGGAACUGUUAGAAACCCAGAUGACCAAAAGAAUGCUCAUUUGACAAACUUACAAGGAGCUAAAGACAGGCUUUCUUUGUUUAGUGCUGAUCUUCUUGAUUUUGAAAGCCUACAAGCAGCCAUUACCGGUUGUCAUGGCGUUUUCCACACCGCCUCUCCGGUCACCGACGACCCUGAAAAAGUGGAACAAGCGAUAAUCGGAACAAAGAACGUCAUGACCGCCGCUGCUGAAGCAAAUGUUCGACGAGUGGUGUUCACGUCGUCGAUUGGAACUGUCUACAUGAACCCUAACCGAAGCCCGGACACGGUGGUGGACGAGUCUUGUUGGAGUGACCUUGAGUUUUGCAAGAAUACAAAGAAUUGGUAUUGCUAUGCAAAGACAAAGGCAGAACAAGCAGCGUGGGAAGUAGCAAAAGAAAGAGGAAUUGAUCUUGUGGUGGUGAAUCCAAUGUUGGUAUUGGGGCCAAUGUUGCAGGAAGGAGUGAAUGCAAGUGUUGUUCAUAUGAUGAAAUACUUGACAGGAUCAGCAAAGACAUAUGUAAAUGCAGUACAAGGUUAUGUUGAUGUUAAAGAUGUUGCUAAAGCUCAUGUUUUGGUCUAUGAAACUCCCUCAGCCUCAGGAAGAUAUAUUUGUGUUGAGAGUAUGCUUCAUCGUGGUGAAUUGGUUGACAUUCUUGCCCAUUUCUUCCCUCAGUAUCCCCUUCCCACCAAGUGUUCUGAUGAGGUAAAUCCAAGAAAGAAACCUUACAAAUACACAGUUGAGAAGCUGAUGUCAUUGGGAAUGGAAUUCACACCAAUUAAACAAUGUAUUUAUGAAACUGUGAAGAGCCUACAAGAAAAGGGUCAUCUUCCACUUCCUUCCCAACUUCAACGGUGAUUUUAAUUUCAAUGCUUAUUAUACAUAGCCAAAAGUUGUAUUCUUGUUUCAAGUCUUGAUCUUGUUAAGAAUUGUUUUUGGGGGAAUUAGCAAAAUUGACAUCCCAAAGUGUAAUUUUAAUAGAAUUUAUUACAUAAUGCAAAAUUUUUAUUAUUCUUCUUCA
Molecule: messenger RNA, 1377 nt
Organism: Cucumis sativus (cucumber)
Lineage: Eukaryota; Viridiplantae; Streptophyta; Magnoliopsida; Cucurbitales; Cucurbitaceae
Product: cinnamoyl-CoA reductase 2
Exons: 4
Coding region: 222-1214 (330 amino acids)
Molecular function (GO): oxidoreductase activity, acting on the CH-OH group of donors, NAD or NADP as acceptor
Source: RefSeq, a predicted model, not a curated record